UGGAGUUAUUUAAGUGCCAUGUAUUUGAGAGCAAUUAUCCAUAAUGUACUAGUAAUUUUUUUUGCUUUUAGCAUAAUUUACAAUAAAAAUUCAUAUGGUGAUGAUGAUAAUGAGAAGCGGAAUGAUUCAGUGGCAUGCUCAUUUUUUAAGUGUAAAAGAAAUGAAAGAUGUGUAAUUCGAAAAUUUUGGUGUAAAAGACCACCAUGUCCCCGGAUGAUUUAUUGUGCAAAAACUCAAGAAGACUCAUUGAAAGGACCAUCAUCUUGCGAUAACGUUAAAUGCAGUAAUGGAUAUGUCUGCAUAGUCAAAGUUCGUCAUUGCAGUUGGGAUAAACCUUGCAAAGAAGAGGUUGCUCGAUGCAUUACGGAAAUGGACUACUAUGAAGGUCCAGCAUCUUGCGCAGGAUUUAAAUGCCCACCAGGUUUAAACUGUAUUUUACGAGAAUCUUUCUGUACUGAUCCACCUUGUAAAUUAUUCAGAACUUGUGCCAACCGAACAGAUGUUCACACUUGGAUGGAUGAAUGCAAAUCUCUCGGCUGCAUCUCACCACAUGAAUGUUUUCUUCGACGGCCGGAAGCAGUUUGUGAAUUCUUUCAUUGCCGUCACAAACCAGAUUGUACAGCAAAGUCAGAAACUGAGUUAAUUAAAAACGAAAAAUGCCGUGGUUGGAUUUGUCCAAAAGGUCAGACAUGCUUGACACAAAGCAAAAGACCUUGUAAAAAUGCUGAAUGUAGAAUAAAUCGAUUUUGUCAGGGAGACAUAAUAAAAAAUGCAACAAUUGAUAAUAAAAGACUUCAAGUGGAAGAUUCAAAUAAACUUUUACAUCAAUUCAAGAUAAAUUCUGUCCAUGGAAUUAAAUUUAACGCAAGUAAUAUGAAUUUAAAUCCUAUUGUGACCACAAAUAUAAAUUCACCAAUUGAAAAUGCUAAAUCUGAUAACAGAGUUGAUUUAAAAAAUAUUAGUUCGAGCUUAUCUUCACUGGAUUCAUGGUUGGAAUAUUUGAAAAAUCAAACUGGAAUUAAUGCUGUUAAUAUUUGGAUCAAAAAAUCAGAAGAUAAAAAAAAUCAUCCGGAAUUCCGCAAGUGGCUAACCUUGGUAAAAGAUUUGCUAGGAAAUAAAAUGUUUGAUCUUUGGCUUGAAGAAAUUCGCAAUAUUACAAUAAAGAAUCCAAUUUUCCAAAAUUGGUUACCAACCUCUGCAGACGCAUUCGAUGAAGAAAUUUCUGUUUUCACACCUUGGAAUGCUACUAAAGAAGAUGGAAACCAUGGAAUUUACGAGACUGAGAGUUUAAUGAAUCCAGAAUAUAAACUACAGAGCUUUGGUUAUUCUUACAAUAAUUCUAAUUUAUUUAUGCAAAAAGCACCUCCCAUUCAAAUUAAUGAACGGAUUAAUGACGAUUCUUUAGGAUAUUCUGAACAAUAUUAUUUGACUGUGUUGAGAUUAAUACAGAAACUUCUUGAAAGUAUCACUCCAUUGAUUGAAUUUAAUAAAGAGAUACUUCUUAAACAACUGCAGAAUGAAACAUUAUUAUUGAAUGAGGAUAGACGAAUUUCUUUAUUAAAGAUACUGGAUAAGUUGAAAGAGGAACGAGAAAUCUAUGCAUAUGUUAUUAAUAAGACACAAGAAUUAAUCUCCAAUGCUCAACCACUCGUUCCAUCAUUUUACAUUGACGAUGUCAUCGAGAAAUUUCAAUCAAAUGAAGAGAGAAAUUUCUCUGAUACAAGAAAGAAUGAGAAACCAUUGGAUCACAAUGCCACCAAUGUCAUGAGCAUAAUGAGUAGGUCAAAAGAUCAAUCAAGUGAAGAUGAUGUGGAUUAUGUAGUUCUAGAUUAUGGCGAGCCUAUUACUGGAUGGAAGGUGAAUCAAUCAGCUCCAAAGAUCAUAAUUAGGGUUGAGAAUAAUUUCCAGCCACCACCAAAGAUUGGUGAAAUAAAGGUAGAGAAUGGAGACAACAUUUUGAAUCGAUUCUUACUAGUAAAUACAACAUCUCCAUCCAUAGAAAGUACUCAGGAUGAUUAUUACAACGAUGACGAGGGCUCAGAAUUUUUAAAGGUCACUGAAGAUAAAACCAAUAGCUCUUCAAUGAUUGUAGAUCGGUCUAAAGAUAGAAGAGUGUAAAAGAAUAUAGACUACAUAGUGAAAUGAAAUGUAAUGUUAUUAGCAGUAAAAGUCAGAUAUUUAAGGUUGAUCGAUAAAAAAAGGAUAACGAUCGACAUGACUAGUUUUUGUAGACAAAGAAUUUGGAGCAAUUAAUGUACACGAUGCAGUAUUUGACAAUAGUCUAGUUAAUGUUAAUAAUCGUUAAGUCUGGACAAAGAAAAUAACCAUUUUAAAUAAAUCUUCAUCCUUAUAGUGGAAUAAUGUUGGAAACAAUAGCUUGCUGGAACCAUUUCAGGAACUUCAACGAUUAACUUGAAUCAUUGAAGGUUGUGAUAAUUUUAUUUUACUAAGAUGGAAAUAUUAUUUAGUUUACUUCAUAAUUACAUUAUAAAAGUUAAUAAUGAAUAAUUAUAUCUUUGUAUUUAUAAAUUUUCUAUCAAUUAUUGAUAAA
This is a messenger RNA of Chelonus insularis, 2551 nucleotides long. RefSeq lists its product as uncharacterized. Bases 19 to 2118 code for a protein of 699 amino acids. The record is from RefSeq and is a predicted model, not a curated record. Lineage: Eukaryota; Metazoa; Arthropoda; Insecta; Hymenoptera; Braconidae. The transcript has 9 exons.